CACUGUGGCUGGCGGACUCUACAGUAGCGGACUUUAACUUAGUCUUACCAGCUUGUCGAAGACAAACCGAGCAAACUAAUCGCCUGGAUUUACGUUCAAGUUUGAGGUAUAUUAGCGCGCGUGUGUGUGUGCCAUACAGAGUACAGGAGUCAAUAACCUCUGUUGUGACUGUGCCUGCGACGUCUUGUUUUCCACAUGACCUGCCUGGUGGGGGCGCUGCUGGUGCUGUUCCUCUACUGCACCCUCACUCCUGUACACUCUCGGGCAGUGAGUGUGUCGUUAUCAGAGGAAGACGGUGACGCUCAAGACCCGAUCAUCUUCCCCGGCAAGUCCACAGGUUCCAGUCAGACUCACUCACCUCUCAUGGAAAGAUUUUCAAACUUGUAUCCAUCGUGGCCAGAGCCUCACCACCAUGCCAGUGAGAGCAGAGAGAGGAAGGAGCCUUCACUGCAGGAGGGAAGGAUGGAAGUUGAGGCAGCCAGACGCCGCCGCCAGCAUCCACCACAGGUGGAAGCUAGGCACCAGCUGAACAACCCGUGGCGUCAGGCACAACACCUGGGAUACAUGGCCAGGGGUCAACCACAGCCUCAGUCCUCACUCUGGUACUGGUAGUGUCAGGUGUCAGUUACACUCCUCACUCUGGUACUGGUAGUGUCAGGUGUCAGUCACACUCCUCACUCUGGUACUGGUAGUGUCAGGUGUCAGUCACACUCUCACUCUGGUACUGGUAGUGUCAGGUGUCAGUCACACUCCUCACUCUGGUACUGGUAGUGUCAGGUGUCAGUCACAUUCCUCACUCUGGUACUGGUAGUGUCAGGUGUCAGUCACACUCUUACUCUGGUACUGGUAGUGUCAGGUGUCAGUCACAUUCCUCACUCUGGUACUGGUAGUGUCAGGUGUCAGUUACGCUCCUCACUCUGGUACUGGUAGUGUCAGGUGCCAGUCACACUCUCACUCUGGUACUGGUAGUGUCAGGUGUCAGUCACAUUCCUCACUCUGGUACUGGUAGUGUCAGGUGUCAGUCACUCUCACUCUGGUACUGGUAGUAUCAGGUGACAGUCACACACUCUGGUAUUGGUAGCCAUACGAGUACAAGGGAAAAGACAAACAGCAGAGGACGUGGCAACCCAGAUUAAGGACCAUCUUGUAUUAUCUAGGUGUAUGAGUCAAGGAUAGAAAAGCAGAAGAGAAGGUAUACAAGACCAGGUGUCAUCCAUAACCAUGCAUUCUUGCUGGUAGUGAAGGUAUACACGACCAGGUGUCAUCCAUAACCACGCAUUCUUGCUGGUAGUGAAGGUAUACACGACCAGGUGUCAUCCCUAACCACGCAUUCUUGCUGGUAGUGAAGGUAUACACGACCAGGUGUCAUCCCUAACCACGCAUUCUUGCCGGUAGUGAAGGUAUACACGACCAGGUGUCAUCCAUAACCACGCAUUCUUGCUGGUAGUGAAGGUAUACACGACCAGGUGUCAUCCAUAACCACGCAUUCUUGCCGGUAGUGAAGGUAUACACGACCAGGUGUCAUCCAUAACCACGCAUUCUUGCUGAUAGUGAAGGUACACACGACCAGGUGUCAUUCAUAACCACACUCUCCUGCUGGUAGCAAUGGUACACAGUACCAUAUAUUAACCACUCUUGUUAGUAACAGUACACGUUGCUAAAGUAUAAAUAAUAUGCAAGAAAAUCACUGCUUGUGUAGGCCUAGGCUGCAGCUGUGUGAACAGAGAAAACGCUGCCGAGUCUAAGUGAAUUUCUUGCAUAUUUUUCUUGCGAUUUCCUCAAGGCACUGAUAAAGUCUCCUUUGCCAAUGAAUAU
This is a messenger RNA of Cherax quadricarinatus, 1815 nucleotides long. RefSeq lists its product as uncharacterized. The record is from RefSeq and is a predicted model, not a curated record. Lineage: Eukaryota; Metazoa; Arthropoda; Malacostraca; Decapoda; Parastacidae.